This is a messenger RNA of Staurois parvus, 612 nucleotides long. Lineage: Eukaryota; Metazoa; Chordata; Amphibia; Anura; Ranidae. The record is from the annotation of a GenBank genome assembly.
GGGUCACCAGGCAUCAGGUCAUUUGGCUCGACAGCGGGCACCGCGUCAUCUGGCAAGGCAGUGGGCUCCGAGUCAACAGGCACGACAGUGGGCACCGGGUCAUCAGGUACCGGAUUGUCUGGCUCGACAGCGGGCAUCGGGUCACCAGGUAUGACAGCGGGCAUCGGGUCACCAGGCAUCAGGUCAUUUGGCUCGACAGCGGGCACCGCGUCAUCUGGCAAGGCAGUGGCCUCCGAGUCAACUGGUAUGACCGCGGGCACUGGGUCAGACAUUGGAUCGUCUGACUGGACAGCGGGCAUCGGGUCACCAGGCAUCAGGUCAUUUGGCUUGACAGCGGGCACCGCGUCAUCUGGCAAGGCAGUGGGCUCCGAGUCAACAGGCACGACAGUGGGCACCGGGUCAUCAGCUACCGGAUUGUCUGGCUCGACAGCGGGCAUCGGGUCACCAGGCAUCAGGUCAUUUGGCUCGCCAGCGGGCACCGUGUCAUCUGGCAAGACAGUGGGCACCGAGUCACCAGGUACGACAGCGGGCUCUGAGUCAAUUGGCACGACAGCGGGCACCGGAUCAGGUACCGGAUCAUCUGGAUCAACAGCGGGCAUCGAGUCAACUGGC